CUGACCGACUGCAAUCUGUCGUCUUCCGAGGCGACAGUUACAAUUGCAUUAAAUCCCCCCUCCCCUUCACUCCCUCCACCGCUACCCCCUUCAAAAUGAGUACGAAAUCGGUUUUAGGACAGCAAGUGAGGCCGAGGGUCUUGUCAAAUUUGCAUCUCCCUGGGAGAUUAACAAACGGAAAAAUAGACGACGCCUGACCAAAAAGCCAUUCAGGUCGCCCAUUCAUGCGUCUGGCGUGACCCGUGCGUUACUGCCUUUUCUAAACGGAAAGCAAAUUAGCAGUCUCCGGGGCAGUGGGAUUAACAAGUGCUCUUUUUUAAGUGCUGUGGAGAAUGUCAUGUGAUUGUAACGUAACCCGACCGGAAAACACCGACCAUCGCCGCCAAUGCUGCGUUUAGAGGAACAGAGCAGCUGCGAGCUCAACGGACGACUCUCCGGUAGCAAACAGCGACAAGCGGAGCACCUCCGGCUGCAACGGACGAAGCACAAGGCUAAAGCAUGGAGCUGGCCAAUCAUGGUCUCGUCCUCCUCCAGCAACUGAAUGCUCAGAGGGAGUUUGGCUUCCUGUGUGACUGUACUGUGGCAAUUGGCGAUGUCUUCUUCAAAGCACACAAAGCAGUUCUUGCAGCUUUCUCAAACUACUUCAGAAUGCUUUUCAUUCAUCAAGACAGGUAUGACUGCGUCCGUCUAAAGCCUGCAGACAUUCAGCCGGACAUCUUCAGCUAUCUCCUGAACCUGAUGUACACUGGCAAACUGGCACCACAGCUUAUUGAUCCCGUCCGUCUGGAGCAAGGAGUCAAGUUUUUGCAUGCCUAUCCCCUGUUACAGGAGGCUGGCCAUGGCACAUUUCCCCAGCCUGAUCAAAUUUUCCCACUGGCAACCUCCUUGUAUGGCAUUCAGAUUUCAGACCAACAGGCAUCCCUUGCCAGCAGAGCAGGCGCACCUCGCAGUCUGUCUUCUCCCUUUGAAACAGAACAACUUUCAAUAAAUAACCAGUUGUCCAGUUUGUCUGCUAGUAAUAUUUCAGAAUCCAAGCAGGCGCAGUCCCUCUCAGAGCCUGAGACUUCCAGUGCCAAAGUCCCUUCUGCAGAUGAGCAGAACUUGGAGGCUCCGUCCACAACAGAAGACCAUCCAUUGGUGAACACCAUUCUCCAUGUGAAGCCCAGUAUCAUGAAAAGGAACUCUUCCUUUCGCAAGCAUUACUCUUGCCAUCUGUGCGGCAGCCGUUUUAACCAGCGGAGUGUUUUGAGGGAGCACCUUCUGCUCCACACCCAGCUCCUUCUACCAGCUGCUGCUGGGUUAGUGGAGACUAGCAUGUCUCCAAUGCUGAGCAGCAGUGUUACAGAGCCGACUCGGGAGGCUGAGGAUCCACCCAGGGGAGCUGGGGAAAUAAUCAGUGAAGAAGAAGCACAGCCAGCCACAGAUUCUCCAAGAAUGGAACGGCUACAGUCUCAAGCAGAAACCCCCCCUCCGUCAGAUAUUGCAGAUAUUGACAACCUGGAGAGCAUGGACUUGGAAAGGGAAGUCAAGAGACGCAAGUACGAGUGUUCCACUUGUGGGCGCAAGUUCAUUCAAAAGAGUCACUGGCGAGAGCACAUGUACAUCCACACUGGCAAGCCUUACAAGUGCAGUGCAUGUGGGAAAAGCUUCUGCCGUGCAAACCAAGCAGCUAGACAUGUGUGCCUUAACCAAAGCUCUGACACCUACACGGUUGUGGACAAGCAGAGUAUUGAGCUCUGUUCAAAUGAAGAGAGCAGCCAAUUGGAUGGAAUGUUCUUGUCAUCAGGUAGACCUUACAAGUGUAAUGUGUGUGAAAUGACCUUUUCCAGCCCUAAUGAGGUCAUCAAGCAUUUGUGCUUUGCCCAAAACAGUCAGGUUUUCCCUGGACUGGAAGGUCAAGCAGCAACACCGAGUGAUGAAGCUCCAAAAGAAGAAGGAUCAGAGCCCUCAAGCACUGGACAUUUAGUUCCCACAAUCAAAACUGAGGAGAUUUUAGUAGAGUAAUUUUUCCUAGAGUAAUCGUAGGGUUUAUUUUUUAAAUAUCUAUGUGAUAUAUUUUAACAUGGUGUUUUUUUUUCUUUCUUUUAAUAAGUUGAGUACUGUACAUAGCAACACAUCAUGAGAUGCAUUAGGGGUGCAUCCCAGUGUUCUUGUCAAAAAAAAAAACAAAAAAGACAAAAGCAAAACCAGGUUGCAUUAACAAGGCUCAUGUUUUUGCUGAAUGGUAAAUAAAAUCGUAAUACAGGCCAAGUAGGCAAAAAAGAGCAGCUGACUGUUAAACCUUUGGAGCCAUUUCUAUAUAAUGCUGCCCAGACUUUCACUUUGGCAGUUGUGCCAAGCAGGUAUUUUAAAGAUCUGAGAAAAUUCACUGAAAUGGACCGCAGAAGCGUGCGUGAGCUGCUUAGGGCCCCAGAGAUUGCUGGAACAACAGCUGCAUCCCUUAAGGAAAUACAAAUUUGAAAAUGAAAAGCCGUCUGCUGCUGCUUUUUUUUUUUUUUUUUUUUUUUUUUAAACCCUCAUUUAAAGUCCAAUAACUGAUUUCUUUGUUUUGCUGUUUUAACUUCUUCUCCACACACUAACGUUGACUAUCUUUGCCAUGUACUCCCUGACCAGAAAUGACAUACGUGUCAUGUCAUCAACAAGUUAAUUAUGUAAGUAGCUGCGCCCAACUAGCAAAAAUCUCUUGCCAAGUGGCAAGCCCACCAUCUUAGAGGCUAUUAAUGGCACUGAUUUCAUGAAUGGCAAGAUCUGUGUCCUAAAUAUCAUGAGAAAGUACAUCAAAAGACAUAGUGAGGUUUACAAAGUGGUUCACGCUGGUUGAAAGGGUAGAUUGGAGACUUAGUAACUCUUCCAAAUCCAUUCUAAAUUUAUUAGGUAUCCCAACUGUUUGACAUAGGGUUAAACUCUCAUCAUCUGUUGCUUCCUAAUAUAGUCUCAGUGUGGAGCUGAGCCAGAACUACAUCGUAGUGGGGAAAAUAAGUGUCUCAACUUAUUUAUUUAUUAUUUCAUCUUUCUUCCAAGCGGGAGUAGAUCCCAGAAAUUAUAUGCUCAGGAAAAGCUUUUGAAACACGGCUCACGGCAGCUUUACGAAAACUCAGCCAGCCUCCAUAAUUUAAUUAGAAGUUCUGAUGUGUGAUGAAGGUGGCUUUUGGGCUUUGUUGAAAAUAGGAAAGGCCUCCCCUCUCAAUCCUUCUGUGCUGAAUGAAGAUGACGAAGGCUGGGGUUUUGACUUCCCUUUACUCUUCCUGUAGUAUUGCCAAGGUUCUAACAAAGCAGUCUUCCGUCUGAUGAGCCCUUCUGACAAUGGAGAGUGGGCGCAGGUCAAGCCACAGAACACUGGUUGGUUGCAUUUUAGGCUUUUUGGACUGUGAAGCUUUUUUGUAAGCAAGUGCACAAACCAUUUUUUUCCUUUGACAUAAUGUUUAGUUCAUGCAUUGAUCAUUUUCUUGAAACUGUUUUAAAAGACCUCAUUUUUUAUGUCUAGAAAACCUUUACAGUUUUUUUUAUAUACUAUGCUAUAUUUGUAAAAAAAUUUUAUGGCACAGGUUGUAUAUUGCUUCUUUUAGGAACAAACCAGAUAAAGUUUAGAAAUGUAGAUUUGUAUAUUAAUCAGAUAAAGAGGAUUUGAAGCUCAGUGGUGGAGUUGGAUGCCACUGAAGUUGCAGAGAAGUUUCCUUCUUUACAUGACCUCCAUGUGCUGAUCAUGGUGUUAUGUUCUUACUGUCGAUGGCACUUCUCAUUUCUUGUGCCGAUGGUAGCCGCUUAAUGUAGCAGAAAUAGGACGUGGCGGCUCACUGUGUUUUUUCUUUUCCCAAGCCCCUUGAAUUCCCUCAGGAUAUUAACAUGCAGCCAUUGUGAGCAUCUGCCCCAAUUUUAGUGCUGCCUGUGAUUCUUACUGGAGCUUUUCAGCUGUUUAUGUAACGUAUGGAGAUGCUAUGUUUUAAAAUUCUAGGUGAACAAAGUAUAUUUUUUAUUUUUAAAUAAUUUUAUUGAGAAACUUAAUCCCACAACCCUGAAUUAUUAAGUGGGUUCGAGGUUGAAUGGGUGGAUUUUUAUUAUACUGUUUCUACAUCAGCCCAACACUUUGCUUUCUUUUAAUAAAUGGUCACUGGUUUCAGAAAGGUCUGCUUCCUUUCAAGUGACAUUCUAUAUUUAUAGCUGUUUCCUCUUGCUGUUUCAAGGAAAAAGCAGUGGUCGUUUGUAAGAACCAGGGAGGAAAUGCAGACCCCUCCUACACACACACACACCUAGUUCCAAUGCACAGCAAUGAAAAUAGCUCAGUUUAAAGCUGAAGGUUGCAAUUUCAGUUACACUGGUAGGAAACUCACCCAACUGCUCGUCUGAGUGUCUGGUGUGUCCAUUUUCUAAUGUGGGUCAUGAGUGGAGCCGCUUUAACAUGGGCUUCAAGAUAGGUCAUUAUUCCUUCCCUGUUUCAAGUUCUGUUCUCCAGGUUUCUUGUUUUAGAAAGUUCCUUGUGCUAGUCCUUACAUUAUUCACCCCAUUUUUUCCAUUCUCAUGCUUGUGUUCUUUAAUUUCUGAUGUCAACUGACCUUUUCUUUUGCAGGUGGAGUUCUAAUAACACGUACUGUAUUGUUUUCUUAUUCAGUUUGCUGUAUAAACUUGAAAUUUGGAAGGUUUAAUAAAACAAUUCUUGUUGAA
Messenger RNA from Erpetoichthys calabaricus (reedfish), 4659 nucleotides. RefSeq names its product zinc finger and BTB domain containing 2b (gene zbtb2b). NCBI's taxonomy places the organism in Eukaryota, Metazoa, Chordata, Cladistia, Polypteriformes, Polypteridae. Bases 499 to 2004 code for a protein of 501 amino acids. Gene Ontology annotation, biological process: regulation of transcription by RNA polymerase II. Gene Ontology annotation, molecular function: protein binding; RNA polymerase II cis-regulatory region sequence-specific DNA binding; DNA-binding transcription factor activity, RNA polymerase II-specific. The record is from RefSeq and is a predicted model, not a curated record. The transcript has 3 exons. Gene Ontology annotation, cellular component: nucleus.